Molecule: messenger RNA, 28626 nt
Organism: Coregonus sp. 'balchen'
Lineage: Eukaryota; Metazoa; Chordata; Actinopteri; Salmoniformes; Salmonidae
Source: the annotation of a GenBank genome assembly
UUGCGGCCCACCCUCUCCAGGGUGUCCAGAGAUGUAGAGAGCAGCGAGAGGAGCACAGCCCCAUCUUUCCCAGCACCACUUUCUCACAAAGAGGUAACAUUGUGUGUGUCACUGUGUUUGCUUCUCACUGUAUGUUUAUAUCUCUGUGUGUUCCUGUGUGUUAGAUACUGUAUUCAGAGAGAAGGGGAGAAGCCAGGGCUCAUUUACAAAAGGGAUGCAAUGUGAAUGUGACUUCCCUGGUUAAAUAAUGGAUAAAAAAAGAGAAGGCGAGAGAUUGAGAUGUUCCUGGUCAGGUCCUGUGGUAUGAAGUGCUAGUGGUCAAUGUUAAAGGAACUUGUGCCUGGGGUCACCUGGAUUCACCUACUCCUGACUCCUAACCUGUCCCUGUAGAGAAGCAGGGAAACCCCUCAACUCUCUGCUCCCUCUCUGGACUCUCUGUGGUUGAGUCUUCUCAAACCACCUCUCCACUUACGGAGUGGAUACAGGCCUGCUCUGUCUGUGGUAUCAGAUGGUGGUAGGUGUGUGUCUAAAGUGUAUUAGGUGUAUCUGCUCUGAGGGUGAGUGGCAGCUACAGUGGGGGAAAAAAGUAUUUAGUCAGCCACCAAUUGUGCAUGUUCUCCCACUUAAAAAGAUGAGAGAGGCCUGUAAUUUUCAUCAUAGGUACACGUCAACUAUGACAGACAAAAUGAGAAAACAAAUCCAGAAAAUCACAUUGUAGGAUUUCUAAUGAAUUUAUUUGCACAUUAUGGUGGAAAAUAAGUAUUUGGUAAAUAACAAAAGUUUCUCAAUACUUUGUUAUAUACCCUUUGUUGGCAAUGACACAGGUCAAAUGUUUUCUGUAAGUCUUCACAAGGUUUUCACACACUGUUGCUGGUAUUUUGGCCCAUUCCUCCAUGCAGAUCUCCUCUAGAGCAGUGAUGUUUUGGGGCUGUCGCUGGGCAACACGGACUUUCAACUCCCUCCAAAGAUUUUCUAUGGGGUUGAGAUCUGGAGAUUGGCUAGGCCACUCCAGGACCUUGAAAUGCUUCUUACGAAGCCACUCCUUCGUUGCCCGGGCGGUGUGUUUGGGAUCAUUGCCAUGCUGAAAGACCCAGCCACGUUUCAUCUUCAAUGCCCUUUGCUGAUGGAAGGAGGUUUUCACUCAAAAUCUCACGAUACAUGGCCCCAUUCAUUCUUUCCUUUACACGGAUCAGUCGUCCUGGUCCCUUUGCAGAAAAACAGCCCCAAAGCAUGAUGUUUCCACCCCCAUGCUUCACAGUAGGUAUGGUGUUCUUUGGAUGCAACUAAGCAUUCUUUGUCCUCCAAACACGACGAGUUGAGUUUUUACCAAAAAGUUCUAUUUUGGUUUCAUCUGACCAUAUGACAUUCUCCCAAUCCUCUUCUGGAUCAUCCAAAUGCACUCUAGCAAACUUCAGACGGGCCUGGACAUGUACUGGCUUAAGCAGGGGGACAUGUCUGGCACUGCAGGAUUUGAGUCCCUGGCGGCGUAGUGUGUUACUGAUGGUAGGCUUUGUUACUUUGGUCCCAGCUCUCUGCAGGUCAUUCACUAGGUCCCCCCGUAUGGUUUUGGGAUUUUUGCUCACCGUUCUUGUGAUCAUUUUGACCCCACGGGGUGAGAUCUUGCGUGGAGCCCCAGAUCGAGGGAGAUUAUCAGUGGUCUUGUAUGUCUUCCAUUUCCUAAUAAUUGCUCCCACAGUUGAUUUCUUCAAACCAAGCUGCUUACCUAUUGCAGAUUCAGUCUUCCCAGCCUGGUGCAGGUCUACAAUUUUGUUUCUGGUGUCCUUUGACAGCUCUUUUGUCUUGGCCAUAGUGGAGUUUGGAGUGUGACUGUUUGAGGUUGUGGGCAGGUGUCUUUUAUACUGAUAACAAGUUCAAACAGGUGCCAUUAAUACAGGUAACGAGUGGAGGACAGAGGAGCCUCUUAAAGAAGAAGUUACAGGUCUGUGAGAGCCAGAAAUCUUGCUUGUUUGUAGGUGACCAAAUACUUAUUUUCCACCAUAAUUUGCAAAUAAAUUCAUUAAAAAUCCUACAAUGUGAUUUUCUGGAUUUUUUUUCCUCAAUUUGUCUGUCAUAGUUGACGUGUACCUAUGAUGAAAAUUACAGGCCUCUCUCAUCUUUUUAAGUGGGAGAACUUGCACAAUUGGUGGCUGACUAAAUACUUUUUUCCCCCACUGUAUAUACCAUACACUGUCUCUCACAGUAAAGGAGGGAACCACAGAGGAGGAGGUGGUGAGGUGUGUGUGUGUGUGUGUGUGUGUGUGUGUGUGUGUGUGUGUGUGUUUCUCACUACCUACAGCAGUGUCUUGUGUUGGAUGACACUACAUCUGAUGUGACCAAAAUAAGAUUCAGUUAAAUUUCCCUAAAAAGGACACCAGACAGCAGCCAAAGCUUCAGACUGAGAAAUAAUGGUUUUCAAAUACCUGCGAAUCAGAUACAGUCGGUAUUCAAUUAUACUGAAUAUCUGUGUUUUUGUUUCACCUACAGUAUAUCAAAACAGACCCUAGAUCAGAAAAGUCAGUGGCUGUACAGGAGCAGGGUUAGGGUGUGUGUGUAGUUGGGGAAGUUUUGGGGGUCUGUGUGUUUGUCAUUUAGAAGUAUAAGGUUAAGUUGUGUGUGUGUGUGUGUAUAGUCAGAAUCACGGUUAGGGUGUGUAUCCAUGGUCGUCGGAUGCAGCUGUUUUUGUGCGUGAGACCAAACGAGAAGGAACAGGGGACUCACACUGUCGCCAUGGCAACUCUGACACAUGACACCCCACUCCCUCUGAGGUGUGUAUGUCUGCCGGUAACAGCUGUGAACCGGCUGUAUUCUGGCAUACCACGGACACACUAGUGGAAAGGUCUGUGUUCUGUGACAAGUGUCCCACACAAGCCCACGCACGAGAAACAACAUACAGAAGUAAGGGAGACUGGCACAGGUUCCAAAUCUGACAGAACUCUCCCCCCACCCCUUCCCACUACCACGUACACACACGUUUACACACUCACACACACAUACAAACACACACAGGGCUCAGGGGAACAGGGUGUUCCUCAAAAGGGGAACAGAAAGUGAGGAGAGUUAUUUUAGGCUUUAGGUCGGGCCGGCAGACAUCUCACAGCGGAAAGGCUUGUGUGUGGGUGCAUGCGUGUGUUUGUGGUAGUGAGAAGGGGUUGGGGUUGGGGGAGAAGUCUGUAAGAUUUUAAACAUGUGCCCAUCCCUUACUGGACAAUCCUGGAACCCCCUCUCCCAGGAAGGGUCACUCUGUACUGAUUGAUUGGAACCUGGCUGAGAUGACAUCAGAGCAGGAGGGCUAAUUAGACUCCAGUAAGCUUACUAGACUCUGUACUGGACACACAUUUAUGGACACACGCUCUACGUAAUGCUGAGUGAGGUAAACAUGCAGCAUUUCAUUCAUACUUCUGUUUGCUUGUGUUAUUCAUACAAAUAUCUUACACAGUAUUUGUGAGCAUUGAAUAAAUAUCAAAGGAUGGGACCGGAAACAGUUGUCAUUGAUCUAAACACGUUUUGAUGCCGUGCACGAAGAUGAGUUAGUUGUUGUCACUUUGUCACAUCAUGAAUUGGCACCCACCCAGCCAGCCUAUCAUAUCAUAUCAUGGUUUCCUUUAUAUGUUCAAAUAUAAGCAGGUGUCUGUGUGCUAGCAUCUAUAUCAUUUUUCUAUUCAUGACAGUAUUAACCUUCCAUGAAGACUGUUGUACCAAUGUCACACUGUGUGUGUGUGUGUGUGUGCGCACGUGUGUGUGGUUGUCUCGCUGUGUGUGUCCUUCUAUUGUCUAUAUUCAUUCUUCCAUUCAUAUGGGUACCUCCAGGAGUGUGUGUGUCCUUCUAUCCUCCCAUUCUUCCUCCUGCAGUGUUGCUGUGUCCCUGCCAUGGAAAUAGACAGCUGCCUUUUGAUUCUCUGGCACAGAUUCCCACAAUCCAGUUAUAAGCAUGUCCCUUAUUUAGCUGCUGCCCUGGGCAGAGACUGUAAUAAGGAGUGUGGGUGUCUAUGUGAAAUCAAGUGUGUGUGUGUGUGCAGCCCUGAUUUGGCUGCUGUGGGAUGGCUGUUUAUAAGGAGCUUGUGGCUAUGGCACCACCAGAACUAUAAAUACACACACACAUUAACAACCUGACCUGAGCGCUGAUGUUCCAGCUUCUGUUCUGUCUGUCUGUGUGUCUGUGUGUGUCUUUGUGUGUCCGUGUGUGUGUACGUCUCUGCGCGUGUACAAUGUAUGUGUAAUUCCCAUGGUUGUACAAUGUAAGGUAUUUGUGCCUGUGUGCACAUGUAUUGAUGUUAGUACGUAAGUGUAGCAUGAAUAUGAGCGAGUAAACGUAUGUGUGUUUGUGUUUGACUAAUCUGUAGUGUAGUUCAGUUCUAACCCCUGACCCUGCCCUCCUCCUGUCUGUCCCCGCCCACUCUCUGAUGAGAGAGAGCUUUGAAGCCGAGCCACUGUGACAUCACAGCGCCCGGCACACAAUGGCUGCUUUGUGCACCAACCGCGUCAUAAUGUCUGCAAAACCGAGUGUAUGCCAGGCAACUGGAGGGCCAUGUGGGAGAACCCGCUGCCGGGUAGCGGUUUGUCAGUAAGUGAGAUGUGGAAGGAAAUGAAACCAUGUGUACCAGCAACAGGAGAGGGGAAGUAGAGAGUUACCUAUGUACAGUAUAUUAAUCUAUGUAUUACUGCCAAAAUAAAGAACACCAACAAGUGUCUUAUUGGCCGUUGGCCCCACCAUGAGCCGCCAGAAAAGCUUCAAUGUGCCUUCGUAUAGAUUCUACAAGUGUCUCUGGAACUCUAUUGGAGGGACGUGACACCAUUUUUCCAUGAGAAAUUCCAGUUGGUGUUUUGUUGAGGGUGGAGGAAAACGCUCUCCAGAAUCUCCCAUAAGUGUUCAAUUGGGUUGAUCUGGUGACUGAGACACAAACACUCCCUUUAAACCCCCUAUGCUCCUUUGAUAUCCCUCUUUCAAAGUCACUGGGAUCUCUUCUUCUAGCCAUGGUAGGCAAAAUAAUGGCCAACUGGGAAUUUGUAUACAUCACCCUGAGCAUGAUGGGAUGUUAAUUGUUUAAUUAACUCAGGAACCACACCUGUGUGGAAGCGCCUGCUUUCAGUAUACUUUGUAUCCCUCAUUAACUAUGUCAUCAUGGUGGGCGUGAACAGAGUGUGUGUGUGUGUGUGUGUGAGAGUGAGAGAAUGCACUGGCAGCACUGAGCUUUGACUGAGGUGGUGUCCAGUGUCCCGUGAGGAAGCUCAACCAGACAGAAGUUUUGCCAUUUUCGUAUCAUAUUUCCAAUCGUUUACCUUGGGGUAGGAGUAAAGGGUCUAUUUGGAACUGAACAUGAUACAGUAUGUGCUGAGAGUGUUAACAUGCAUUAGCAUUAAACUAAUAUAAACGUAGCCAUAUCACGCAAAGGUUUGCUUCUGAAAGUCAGCUAGCAUGCUGGGAGACUAGCAUGUUGAACUAAACCAGCUAGAUUACAUUAAGAUGUGCUGAAAUCAUUAGCAUGCUAACAUGUAGCUCAACUAGAUCACAAAGAUGUGCAGGAAAGAACAUCAUGCUAAGCUAAACUUUUGGAGUGGACACAGAGGCACUUGUCCCUCUCUGGCUGGCAUUCCUAGCCAAGCCAAUUUGAGUUUGAAAAUGUAAUCACCCAAUUCGUCAGGGCCUAUAAAUAUAACCAGAGUCAUUGUGUCUGUGUCAGUUGGAUGUUCAGUGAUGUGAGGAUUGUCUUAUAAGUACUUCAGAGCUAUGGGACAGACUAGAGUUGCAGGAGAGAACCUGCAUGAGCACAGGGCCCGUCAGUGUGUAGGUAGUGGUAGUAGUAAUGGUGGACAGGAGUUUUUCUUGGUCAGUUCAUGUUUCUAAUAUAGUGUAUUUGCAGAAGUGAAUGUGAUAGAAUUAGAAGUACAUGUAGUGGUAUAAUAGUGUUUAUAGUAGCAGUAGCAGCAGUAGUGGUAUAAUAGUGUUAAUAGUAGCAGUAGUGGUAUAAUAGUGUUUAAUAGUAGCAGUAGUGGUAUAAUAGUGUUAAUAGUUAGCAGUAGUGGUAUAAUAGUGUUAAUAGUAGCAGUAGUGUAUAUAGUGUUAAUAGUAGCAUUAGCAGCAGUAGUGGUAUAAUAGUGUUAUAUUAGCAGCAGUAGUGUAUAAUAGUGUUAAUAGUAGCAGCAGUAGUUGGUAUAAUAGUGUUAAUAGUAGCAGCAGUAGUGGUUAAUAGUGUUAAUAGUAGCAGUAGUGGUAUAAUAGUGUUAAUAGUAGCAGCAGUAGUGGUUAUAAUAGUGUUAAUAGUAGCAGCAGUAGUGGUAUAAUAGUGUUAAUAGUAGCAGCAGUAGUGGUAUAAUAGUGUUAAUAGUAGCAGCAGUAGUGGUAUAAUAGUGUUAAUAGUAGCAGUAGUGGUAUAAUAGUGUUUAUAGUAGCAGUAGCAGCAGUAGUGGUAUAAUAGUGUUAAUAGUAGCAGUAGUGGUAUAAUAGUGUUAAUAGUAGCAGUAGUGGUAUAAUAGUGUUAAUAGUAGCAGCAGUAGUGGUAUAAUAGUGUUAAUAGUAGCAGCAGUAGUGGUAUAAUAGUGUUAAUAGUAGCAGUAGCAGUGGUAUAAUAGUGUUAAUAGUAGCAGCAGUAGUGGUAUAAUAGUGUUAAUAGUAGCAGCAGUAGUGGUAUAAUAGUGUUAAUAGUAGCAGCAGUAGUGGUAUAAUAGUGUUAAUAGUAGCAGCAGUAGUGGUAUAAUAGUGUUAAUAGUAGCAGCAGUAGUGGUAUAAUAGUGUUAAUAGUAGCAGCAGUAGUGGUAUAAUAGUGUUAAUAGUAGCAGUAGCAGCAGUAGUAGUAUAGUAGUGUUAUUCUAGCAGUAGCAGCAGUAGUGGUAUAAUAGUGUUAUUCUAGCAGUAGCAACAGUAGUGGUAUAAUAGUGUUAAUAGUAGCAGCAGUAGUGGUAUAAUAGUGUUAAUAGUAGCAGCAGUAGUGGUAUAAUAGUGUUAUUCUAGCAGCAGUAGUGGUAUAAUAGUGUUAUUCUAGCAGUAGUAACAGUAGUGGUAUAAUUCAUGGGUUGCACCUCCGUCACUCGGUCGCGUCGUUGCCAUUGUUAUCAACGGUCUAAAGACGCCGCAGCCAUAUUGAUGCUCAAAAGUAGAACGGGGGCUAAUGACUGUGUCGUCUAAAUGACACUAUAGGGCCUUGGGAAUGCAAUGACAUUGCUAAAGUAGGCACAUAUUUAGUAGGAAACUACUUUGCCAUCAUCAUCAUGUUGUCAAAUUUACUUUAGAUGGAUGGCAAUGUUGUCAUUAGCUAGCAAAGUUUGUCAAAAAUAACUAGCAAUGCUAACAUUAGUUAGCUAAAAUCUAGAGGUUUCCCCUCAAUCUUAGCUAGCUAACGUUAUACUGCAUAUAAAGUCAAUCUGGCGACAUCAAAAUGAUGGCACAAGGUUUUCCUACUAAUUAUUGGCCUUCUUUAGAAAUGUCAUUGUGUUUUCAAGUCACAGUAAUAUUGUGAUGCAAUGUGUAACCCAUGAAUAGUGUUAAUAGCAGCAGCAGUAGUGGUAUAAUAUUGUUAAUAGUAGCAGUAUUAGCAGUAGUGGUAUAAUAGUAGCAGCAGUAGUGGUAUAAUAGUAGCAGCAGUAGUGGUAUAAUAGUAGCAGCAGUAGUGGUAUAAUAGUAGCAGCAGUAGUGGUAUAAUAGUAGCAGCUGUAGUGGUAUAAUAGUAGCAGCAGUAGUGUUAAUAGUAGCAGUAAUGUUAUAAUAGUGUUAAUAGUAGCAGCAGUAGUGGCAGUUGAUGUAGUUUGUGUUUGGCUGUUCCUGGUUAAGUGUUGGUUCUCUGUGUGUAGUUUGAGGCUUUGCUGCCAUGCUGUAGUAGAGAUGGCUCUUGGAGUCAAAACGCUGUGUGUACGUGCGUGCGGACCAGCCAGUGGGCACAAAGCGGGCAGUGUGUGCCCUUCGGGCACUGAAAUGUACACGGCGGACAACAGGCGGCCUCAGUCCUUCUCAAUAGGAGCUGCCAUUCUUAUUGUACCUCACACACAAUGAGCUUCUCUCUCUCUCUUUCCCUUCUCUCUCUCCAUGCCCAUAUAUGGCCUGUGUAUCUGAUGAAGGUUGAGAAGUCUGCUCUGAUUGGUUGAUGUCUCUCUGGCAUGGCUUCUUAUUCUGCAUCUGGAAAAACCGGUAGAAACAGACUCUCAGGCCACGGCUGCACUUUUAUUCACAUUGACUUACAUUUCAUUUGGCUGAAAGGAACAGUCCCAGAGAGUAGAAUAACACCAUAUCGGGAGUAGUUUUAACACUGCUGAAAGGUGUGAAAGUGAGAGAAGUGUAGGUUGGAGGUGGGGGAGGAAGGGUGUGGAGGUGGGCGAUGGUGAGGGUGUUCCCCCUCAAAGGCUGCUCACAUGACCUCCACACAACAACCGGACCACAUGACUCCCACAUGACUUCCCCAAUGGUAACCAUGGGUAUGCUCCUCGGCCCAGGGCUUGGGCCUGGAGGGGGUUGGUCUGAUGUGCCCACACCUCCACCCUACCCCUCCCUUCUCCCCAAACCUCCCCCCACCCAGCCUCCACUGCCUCCUAAUGCACAGUGUUAUUCAAUCUAAACCACAGCGAGGAAAAGGCAUUAAAAGUAACAUGCGCUUGAGAUUCCUUUUAGUUUCAAAAUGUAAAUAUGAUUAUGUUUUUGUCUUAUCCUGCAGACCAGGUAUCUAUGAUUUAAUAGGGCCCUUACCUACUCGAAAGACACCUAAAGACUUACUGUAUUAUCAUGCUGAAAGACUUGCUACUGUGCUAGUCAUACACCGAAGGGACAAGGUAGUUCAUCAUAGUGACAUUGGUUUAAAUAAAGUCACUUGAUUAUGUUUUCACAUGUUUUAACGUUACAUGAUGUGAACACAUAGACAGUACUGAUAGUGAGUGACCUGGGAUCCAGUUGUCCUCUCGUCCCCCCUGCUAGUUAACAGACAGUGAAUAUAUUUGGCAUUGUCUGUGUCUGAUAUGAAAACAAUUUGUCAGGGCGACGUGUAUGAAGAAUGCGAAGUCAAGCGCAGGACACCGAGCUACUGGCAGACAAACGUUACUAUGCACAGUAAAUCCAAAGAUACAACACAAAACCUCCAUAACAGGGAGGAACAAUACGCAUACACCCGAGCAACAACAAACGUGAGACAGGGGUUUAAAAAGGGAAUACAAUGUAACAUAAUGGGAAACAGGUGCAAACAAUUAGGACACACUAGACAAACGUCGAAACAUCGAUCGGUGGCAGCUAGUAGUCCGGGGACGACGAACGCCGAAGCCUGCCCGAGCAAGGAGGAGGAGCAGCCUCGGCUGAUUCCGUGACACAUUUAGUGAUGUUAUUCAUUAGAUCGUUUAUGUACUGGCCAGACAUCAUAUGACCUGCUAAUACAGCAUAAACAGACUGAUGUAUUGUAGUCUACUGUAUUGUACAUUUACUUUAUGUUCCACGUGUCCUGAGAGGGGUGCAGACAGACCUGGAGGGAUGUGGUUGUGGAUUAUAUCCUUGUUGAUUCGCUAAUUGAUCAGUUGGUAAUACAUGUGCUUGAAUGUCUAGUUUUCCAGGUCUGACUGAGAUGAUUAGAAGGUAAAAGGACAUGGUUGGGUUGGUGACGUCGGGGACCACAGUGGCAUGACACAUGAGGCCUUACAGCUGAUGCACCUGUGUGACUUUCUAACAUAGUAUUCUAACACCACCUUUUCUCUCCCUCUUCCCUCAGCUUCCUCACUCUCUCGGGCUGGACUGCAGUGCGUCUGCGUCGGCUCGCCCCCCCCUCCCCCCUCGCCCCCCAGCCAUGGCCUCACGAAUAGGGCUGCGGCUGCAGGUAAACACAUUUUGGACUGAUUUGAUUUAUUGGUUAAUUGAUUGGUUAACAGACAGAUGUACCAUAUUACUGUAUACAGUAGAUGUAUUAAUUGACUGAUUGAUUGAUGUAUUUAUUGACUGACUGACUGACUGUCUCAUUCAUGUAUUGACUGACUGAUUGAUGUAUUUGACUGACUGACUGAUUGAUUGAUGUACUGACUGACUGAUUGAUUUGAUGUAUUGACUGACUGAUUGAUGUAUUGACUGACUUACUGAUUGGUUGAUGUACUGACUGACUAACUGAUUGAUGUAUUGACUGACUGAAUGACUGAUGUAUUUACUGACUGUCUCAUUCAUGUAUUGACUGACUGAUUGAUGUAUUUGACUGACUGACUGAUUGAUUGAUUGAUGUACUGACUGACUGAUUUGAUGUAUUGACUGACUGACUAACGGAUUUAUGUAUUGACUGACUGAUUGAUGUAUUGACUGACUUACUGAUUGGUUGAUGUACUGACUGACUAACUGAUUGAUGUAUUGACUGACUGAAUGACUGAUGUAUUUACUGACUGUCUCAUUCAUGUAUUGACUGACUGAUUGAUGUAUUUGACUGAAUGACUGACUGAUUGAUUGGUGUACUGACUGACUGAUUUGAUGUAUUGACUGACUGACUAACUGAUUUAUGUAUUGACUGACUGAUUGAUGUAUUGACUGACUGAUGUAUUGACUGACUAACUGAUUGAUGUAUUGACUGACUAACUGAUUGAUGUAUUGACUGACUGACUGAUUGAUGUAUUGACUGACUGACUGAUUGAUGUAUUGACUGACUGACUGAUUGAUGUAUUGACUGACUGAUUGAUGUAUUGACUGACUGACUGAUUGAUGUAUUGACUGACUGAUUGAAGUAUGUAUUGUCAGCUGAUGCGAGACCAGUUGCAGCAGGAGGAGCAGCGGGAGCGGCAACUGCAGCAGAAUGCGGCGCUGCAGUACAUGCAACAGCAGCGCAUGUCUGCCCCUGCACCCAGCCCUGCAAUCAACGCUCCACAACACUACCAGAGCAUGCAGGUGCCUGUUGAGGUCCUCAAGGUAAGACUGAGAGAUAGAGCGUAGUGUGUGUGUGUGUGUGCGCGCAUGCGUGUUUGUGUCCUCAGGGAUUGCGCACAUUCACUCAACACCCACAUCAGUCAACACCCACAUCAGAGGGAGGCGGGGUUGACGGGAGGGAAAGAUUCAGGCGGAAAAACUUAAAAGGGAACUUUAGUUUGAUCUGCAGCAGCAGCACAAACUUAAAUUCAUUAGAAGUGCAGCGUGCCAAGAGGGGAGAUGAAGAGAGACUAUAGAGAAGGGAAAAGCAAAAAUGGAAAUGGAGGAUAUAGAAUGGUGAAGGAGAGAUGAUACAGUGCCUUCAGAAAGUAUUCACACCCCUUAACUUUUGCAUGGACUCACUCUGUGUGCAAUAAUGAUGUUUAAGAUGGUUUUUGAAUGACUACCUCAUCCCUGUACUCCACACACACAGUUAUUUGUAAGGUCCCUCAGUCGAGCAGUGAAUUUCAAACAGAUUCAACCACAAAGACCAGAGAGGUUUUCCAAUACCUCGCAAAGAAGGGCACCUAUUGGUAGAUGGGUAAAAAUGUAAGAAGACGACACUGAAUAUCCCUUUGAGCAUGGUGAAGUUAUUAAUUACACUUUGGAUGGUGUAUCAAUACACCCAGUCACUACGAAGAUACAGGCAUCCUUCCUAACUUAGUUUCCGGAGAAGAAGGAAACCACUUAGGGAUUUCACCAUGAGGCCAAUGGUAACUUUAAAACAGUGGCUGUGAUAGGAGAAAACUGAGGAUGGAUCAACAACAUUGUAGUUACUCCACAACACUAACCUAAUUGACAGAGUGAAAAGAAGGAAACCUGUACAGAAUAAAAAUAGUCCAUAACAUGCAUCCUGUUUGCAACAAGGCACUAAAGUAAUGCUGCAAAAAAUGUGGCAAAGCAAUUUCACUUUUUGUCCUAAAUACAUAGUGUUAUGUUUGGGGCAAAUCCAAUACAACACAUUACUGAGUACCACUCUCCAUAUUUCAAGCAUAGUGGUUGCUGCAUCAUGUUAUGGGUAUGCUUGUAAUUGGUUUUUCAGGAUAGAAAAUAAACACAAUGGUGCUAAGCACUGGCAAAAUCCUAGAGGAAAACCUGGUUCAGUCUACUUUCCAACAGACACUGGGAGAUUAAUUCACCUUUUCGCAAGAAAAUAACCUAAGACACAAGGCCAAAUCUACACUGGAGUUGCUUACCAAGAAGGCAGUGAAUGUUCCUGAGUGGCUGAGUUACAGUUUUGACUUAAAUCUGCUUGAAAUUCUAUGGCAAGACCUGAAAAUGGUUGUCUAGCAAUGAUCAACAACCAAUUUGACAGAGCUUGAAGAAUUUUGAAAAGAAUAAUGUGCAAAUGUUGCACAAUCCAGGUGUGGAAAGCUCUUAGAGACUUACCCAGAAAGACUCACAGCUGUAAUCGCUGCAAAGGUGAUUGUAACAUGUAUUGACUCAGGGGGUUGAAUACUUAUCUAAUCAAGAUAUAUUACUGUUUUACUUUACUCCAAUUAUUCUUCCACUUUGACAGUACAGAGUAUUUUCUGUAGAUCACAAAAAAAAAAAGACAAUUCAGUCAAUUUUAAUCCCACUUUGUAACACAACAAAAUGUGGAAAAAGUCAAGGGGUGUGAAUACUUUCUGAAGGCACUGUAGGUGAAAAGAGAAUGCAUACUGGAGAUGAUAGAGAAAGGGGAGAGGUUCAGGCAGAGAAAGAGAGGGGGAUUUAGGAGAAGGGGUAAUCCACUCACGUGUUGCUGAGGGUCAGCCAGCCAGCCAGCCUCACUGAGCUCCUCCUGGGUGCAGUGGAGGUGGUCAGAGCUGGAUCAGUUCUGCUAGGUGGACUGGACUGGAUAGAGGUGGAUACAGCAAAGACUGAGAGAAAGAAACAGAGAGGGAAAGAAAUACAGAGAUAAAGACACACUGAGAAUAAAAUGCGGUGGAACAGCAACAAGGUAGGGUGACGGAGAAUCAGUCUUCAUCAUGACAUGGCACGCUAUGUGUGUGUGUGUGGAGAGAUAUGACAGACAGAAUUAAGAUACUGUACUGACAGCAGGAGAUAAAGGUUAUCUGGCAUUUUGCCUGAUUCCACAGAUGACAGUGAAUGUUCUUAUCAGUGUGUGUGAGUGGAGUGUACAUUUUGUCUCUUUGUCAGUGUCUUUCUGUCAGUGUCUUUCUGUUUCUGUCUGUGUGGUGGGUUCAUACUGUGUGUGUGUGUACAUUUUGGGGGAGGCGAAGGUAGGUGUUUAGAAUUAUGCAUACAUGUAGAAAUGAACUUCCUCCAAGUAGUGAGGAAGUCUCUGCUCUAUAUCUUCACCUCUACUGUUGACAACUGUUGGUCGAAGACUAUAUCAGUCUUCCUGUCAUUCCUUUCACUUAGUGCAUGUGGAGUUUAUUUGUUCUGACAGAGCGAGACAUUAGGUAUGACAAAUAGCUCUGACUGCUGUUACUGUUUUGUCCCUGUGGGCCCAUAUCAACAUGUCACUGACAGUUUUUCAACUGUAAAUAAACAGACCCACACUUACUCACAGGCAUGCACACACAAAGUAAGUGUGUACCAUACUCUACUCUACCCUACUCUACCAUACUCUAUACUACUCUACCCUACUCUACUCUACCCUACUCCACUCUACCCUACUCUACCAUACUAUACUCUACCCUACUCUACCAUAAUCUACCCUGCUCUACCCUACUCUACUAUACCCUAUUCUACCCUAUCCUACUCUACCUAUACUCUACUAUACUCUACUCUACCCUAUUCUACUAUACCCUACCCUACUCUACUCUACCAUAAUCUACCCUAUUCUACUCUACUCUACCCUACUCUACCCCCUAUUACUACCCCCUACCUCCCUGGUCAGGCCUGGGGACUAUAGGCUUUACAACAGCUCUACUGUAGGAUUACAGUAACAAUGUUGGGGUUCCAUGAACAACAUACUGUUGUGGCAUUGUGGCUCAUACCAAUGGACAACCAGCACACAAUGGUAAAUCAAGCGGUUGACAUAGUUCAGAGAUAAUUCAGUAAUAUGUGUCUGAUAUGAUGAGCAGUUUGUCUGAUUAUGAUGUGAACUGUGUGUUUAUCUCUUGGUGUGGUGUGUUACUUGUGUGUGUGUGUUCAGGUGCAGACUCACCUGGAGAACCCUACAGACUACCACAUCCGCCAGUCCCAGAGACAACAGGUGAAGGAGUACCUCUCCACCACCUAUGCCACCAAGCAGGUACCUCGCAUUCUGGGUCUUUCUGUCUGUCUCGCUCUCUCCCUCCCUCUCUUUCUUCAACACAUACACACUCUCUCUCUCAUACUCACCUCUCUGUGCAGACGGUGCAUGCAGUAACAGGAGUGGUGCAGCCGUCCCCUCCCCCCACCCUGGCCCCCCCGGGGGCCUCUUCCUCGGCCCCCCCUCCUCUCCACUCCCCCCGGCUCCGUACAGAGCAGCUCAUCACAGGAAACAGCGCCCCCAACAGCCCCAUGGCCAUGCUCAACAUCGGCUCCAGCCACGAGAACGAGGUACACGAGGUACUUACACACACACUUGCACACAUACAAUCCAUACACACUCACACACACUCACAAUCCAUACACACAGUACAUACACACAGGGAUCUCCAACGAUUCUGGAGAGCUACUGGGUUGGAGACAGCUGGAAUACAUACAGUUCAUGAACACACCGAUGCAAACGCGAAACGACUUAUGCACACAAUCACAACACAGAUAUACUCUCUCACACUCAACACAAACACACACACUUGCACACGCUCUUGUACUAAAGCUCAUGUCUAGACAAACAUAAAAGCCUGUCUCAGCUGUGAUAAUCUGUGAGAAAGUGUUGUUCUGUAUUUCUGAGGGGGUUUGACCCGAUCUCAACAAGACAUGUCAUAAAGCAUGGACACAUUCCCUUGGUCCAUAAAGCCUAGAACGGUGUGGGAUUGAACAUAUAACCCUGCAAUAUCUCCUAUACAACUUGAUUACCAGCCUGUAUAAAGAGAGGGCUUAGGGAUUACAUUAUAUUCUCUUUACAGUUUAUGAAGGCAUCAUAAUGACAGCAUUGCACCUCAUUAUGAUGGAUUGCACCCUACCAUCUCUGCUGUGUUUGUGUGUGUGUGUGUGCAAAGACUGGCUAUUGAUCUCGAUGUCAUCCACAGACUCCGGACCAGCUCUAUAAAGGUGUUGUACAGCAGUGUGCACCCAAAGGUCGCUGUGUUAGCUAACUGAGGCUAACUAGCUCUGAUUGUCAUUGCACUUUAAAUGCUCCAUUAUGGCCUUGCUAAAGUAAUUACAGCUUAACGCAUGACAGGGGGAUAGCACACACUGCAACGCCCUUUGAACCCCACAGAUUUUGGUCCACACACACACACACACUGGCGUAGCAACGCAUGUAACUUCACUUAUAUAAUAAUAAUAAUAAUAUAAUAUGCCAUUUAGCAGACGCUUUUAUCCAAAGCGACUUACAGUCAUGUGUGCAUACAUUUUUACGUAUGGGUGGUCCCUCACCAGCAUCUUCUACAGACCUGAGCAGACCAGCAACUGUAGAGUUCAGAAGUGCAUCCCUCAACUACAACGGGCAAACAGAACAGUUAGUUAACCUCAACUAGCCUCAACCUCAACUCAGUUACCAGAACAGUUAACCAACACUACUCAGCUGAGAGGCUCUAGUCCUGUUAGAGAGAAACAUAGACCAUUCCGUAUGUUGCAGUCCGACCAAGGUGCAUACUGUGGAUUGAAGAAGCUUACUGUGCAAGGUGCAAGAGAUGGUCAAUAAAAAGUUAAUGAUAACUGUUCACGUACAAGUCAUAAUUCAUUUUAACAACCUUUUUUCAUAGAGCUGGUUCACACUUCAGUGUUAAUGCAUUGCAUAUUAAAUAGGGAACUUCAUUCACCACCAAUGUGUAGUACUUAUCUGGAAGAAAUGUCUCACGUGAUAAUGAAGUUGAUCAACUCAGUUUGCACAACAUGGCUGCCUUGGUCUGUCUGUAUAUUAUUUGGCAUCACUGGUCUAAGUGUACAUGAAUGUAAGAUAAGUACUACACAUAAGUAUUUAAACAGUUUUUCCCUCCUUGUUCCUGGCACAGAUGGAUGAGGUCAUCGAUGACAUCAUCAGCAUGCAGUCGAGCUAUGAUGACAUCCAGCAGUAUAUCGACCCUGUUCAGAUGUCCAACACAGUAAGUAUUAUACCAUACAGUCACUAUGUACCUAUAGACCGUUUUUGCACCUUAGUGCUAACAUGUUAGCAUUUUCACAUUUGUCAUUUUCAACCUGGGUGGGAUUGUCAAGGAUUGAACACUUUUGAACUGGGUUGAAAUGCAUAUUCAAGAGAUUAGGUGGAUUAGGUGAAGGGGUGUUGAGAUGGAUAGAUAGGACUAAUAUACUGAACAAAAAUAUAAACGCAACAUGCAACCAUUUCAACGAUUUGAGUUACAGUUCAUAUAAGGAAAUCAGUCAAUUGAAAUGAAUUAAUUGGGCCGUAAUCUAUGGAUUUCACAUGACUGGGCAGGGGUGCAGCCAUGAGUGGGCCUGGGAGGGCAUAGGCCCACCCAGUUGGGAGCCAGGCCCACCCACUGGGGAGCUAGGCCCAGCCAAUCAGAAUGAGUUACUCCCCACAAAAUAGCUUUAUUACAGACAGAAAUACUCCUUAGUUUCCUCAGCUGUCUGGGUGGCUGGUCUCAGACAAUCCCGCAGGUGAAGAAGUCAGAUGUGGAGGUCCUGGGCUGCCGUGGUUACACAUGGUCUGUGGUUGUGAGGCCAGUUGGACGUACUGCCAAAUUCUCUAAAACGACGUUGGAGGUGGCUUAUGAUAGAGAAAUGAACAUUCAAUUCUCUGGUAACAGCUCUGGUGGACAUUCCUGCAGUCAGCAUGCCAAUUGCACGCUCCCUCAAAACUUGAGACAUCUGUGGCAUUGUGUUGUGUGACAAAACUGCACAUUUUAGAGUGGCCUUUUAUUGUCCCCAGCGCAAGGUGCACCUGUGUAAGGAUCAUACUGUUUAAUCAUCUUCUUGAUACGUCACACCUGUAUAUUUUAUUUCAGCUCAUGGAACAUGGGACCAACACUUUACAUGUUGCGUUUAUAUUUUGGUUCAGUAUAGUUUAUGAUCAGUCUUCCAGUGGGCUAUUUUAGGUCUGUACCCUCUCUGCACUUUUCUUACUCCUCUUUACCUUCCUCUACUCAUCUCUCACCACUUUCUGCCUCUCCCUGUUCCUCUCUACCCCUCUCUCACCCCUCUCUGUCCCUAUCUACCUCUCUAAAAAGUCUCUCACCUCUCACCCCUGUCUUACCCCUCUCUGUUCUAUUUUGGUCCCUGUCUUCCCCUCCCUGUGUGAGUCAAUGGGGUGAUUAUGCCGACUCAUCAGUACUGAGGCUGUGACUGGGCUCUGAGGGGAGAAAGAGACUCCUUGUUCCGUUUAUCAGAAUCUCUCCAUCUUUAGCUACAGACUCCUCUGUAUGUUUGUGUCCUAUCUGAUAACUACUGUUGCUGUUUUGCUACUGUUGUUGUUGCUGUUGCAUGAAGCUUACCAAACUUCAAAAUGGCUGAUAUUUGAUGUUGGCCGGGAGGCAGUGGGCCUGUGGCUGUUUUGUUCCUCAAUGUUUAAUGAAUAACUGCUGAUCUAUAUUAGCUUCAAUCAGCUGUCUGGUGCUGCUGCCUUCCCACCCCAGGGGAAACCUUCAGUUGUCUUAAAGGAUGUGAAGUGCUGCGGUUUCGAAAGAGUGGCAUUCCUAGCCCUAAAAAAGUCAGUGGUCCGAGAGCGUCUUUCUUCAAGCAGAAGCGCAGAGCUCUGUGUUUAAUGGAAUGGCUUCAAAUUAACAAUUAAACCACCGCCAGUUAGAGUACAACUUGUUUACAAGGCAUUUGGAAAGGGAGGAAGAGGGAAGGAGGAGAGGUGGAGGAGAAGGAGGAGGGGAAUGGGGGAUGAGGGUAAUUUGUGAGAGGGAAAAACAGGCUGAAAGUCCAGUUAGGGGAAAGUUCACUGUAUAGCGGAGAGGUAGAAGAGAGAGGGAUUUGGUGAGAUUGGUUAGUCUCUGAGGAGGGCUGGAGCGAGUCAGUGAGUAAGUGUGAGAGCGGGAGAGGGAGAGUGCACAGGCCCAGAGAAGGAGGAAAGGAUGAAGGAGAUGAAUAAGACGUAUGCCGUCGUGGAGGUGAUAGAUGGGGAACAGAUCCAACUGGUAAGAGGUCUGCACUCUGGUUUGUGUGUGUGGCUGGGAAAUAUGAGGUUUGUGUAUUUGUUCCCCCAUCUUGGUCAGUAGUGAGUUAUGCCCCCCUCCCCCAUGCCCCCUCUCUGGAGGGCUGGGGCUGGGCGGGUCAGCUCUAACUCCCAGCCUCGGGUCUCUGAUUAGGGGAUGAGUCUUGCCCUCGGGCCAAUGGGGCUGGUGCUGCAGGCUGGAGGCUGGGAGGAAGCAGCACGUUGAUAUGGGAGCGGUUGAGCUGAGCCCUAUCGCUGUGGGCAAACUUCCAGUGAGGGAGACGCUCGGCCGUUAGAGAGAAGACUGCAUGGGACAUUAACUGCCUGGCGUGACAGAGUGAAGGUCACUGCUGGCUUCUCCCCUGUCUCUCUGCUCUAUCCCAGCUGUGUCUGUGUGUGUGUGUGUGUGUGUGUGUGUGUGUGUGUGUGUGUGUGUGUGUGUGUGUGUGUGUGUGUGUAUUUGUGUGUGUUUCAGCACAAUGUGUCUGAGUGGAAUAGUAUGGCAUUCUCUGGGUUUAUCUCUUGGUGAUCCUGGUUCAGUUGAUUGGCUCUUGAUCACUCAGUACUGUGUGUAUUGUGUUGUGUUUUGUUGUGUGUGUGUGUGUUGACUGUGUGUGUGAUUACAUAAUAUUCAAUAUCAUAGCCAUUGAUUAGAUUUAGCUAUUUGGCUAUUGACUGGCCCUCAAGGAGCUAAACUGAGCGGUGUGAUUUGAAUGCCAGGACAGUGGUAUAAUGUGUGUGUGUAUCAUAGAGUGGCUCUGUGCAUGGAUUCAGCUCUCUGUAUGGAGGAUUGAUGGUGAGGGUGAUAAGGUAUUCCCAUCGCAUUGCUACAAUUUUGCACCAGAUGUGCAACAAAUCAGCGAAGAAAGAUGUGCUUGUUUUUUUUGUUCUGUAGAGUCUGACUUAAUAUACAGGCCUCUAAACAGUUAUGCUGUUCUCUCUCUCUCUGUAUAGUCUGUAUCUUCUUCUCUUCAUUUACUCUCUCUGUAAUCUCUCUCUCUAGAUUCUCUCUCUCUGUUCUCUCUGUAUCUCUCUCUCUGUAUCUCCUCUCUGUUUUCUCUCUUGUUCUCUCUCUCUCUAUCUCUAUUCUGUAUCUCUCUGCUUAUCUGUCUCUUGUAUCUCUCUAUCUUUUUAUCUGAUCUCUCUCUCUCCUCUGUCUUCCAUCUCUCUCUCUCUCUCUAUCCUCUCUCUCUCUCUCUCUCUCUCUCUCUCCUCUCUCUCUCUAUCUCUCUCCUCUCAUCUCCUCUUCGCCCCUCUCUCUCUCUCUCUCUCUCUCUCUCUCUCUGGUCAAGGUCCCUGUGCUCUGCUGAGAUGUGUAUAAUGAGAUCCCUCAGGACUAAUGUUAGUUACUUUACAAAUCUCCUCUCUGCUUUGGGAGGUUAUUUCCUCGAUAACUUUCCUUAAACACUGAGUUUUCCCCCUAAUGAAUUAAACUCAUCUGCUAAUCCGUGAGCAGGAUUAUCACGGUAAACUCCCUGGAAUCUGUGGAAUCUGGGAGUUUAAGGAAAGCUUGGGAACGCCGCCGAGAGAAUACCAGGCAUGACUGACCUGAGAGUGUGUAUGAGAGUUUGUUAAAAAUGGAUAGUUCCAGGUCAUGCUGUAUGAUAGGAGACAGUCAGAGGGGUUCGAGACUAAAGCAUCCGGGGUGAGAGGAAGGGUGUGGAAGUUUGAAACGGGGUGGGAGGAGGAAGGGACAAGGUGAGGAGAGGGUUACACCUAACUCUUAACUUUAAUGUCCUGGGUUUAAGAUAAAGGCGUGGAAGACUCUAUUGAAGAUGUAAUUUCCUUUUGAUCAGUGUAGAUCUGUUUGCUUGAUGAGUGAUCGGAGGUCUCAGUCCACAUAGCGGUCUGUUUUGAGCCUGUGGUUUAACUGUGUGCAUGUGUGUGUGAGACCUGGCUGCUCUUCAGUAGUCUGUGAUAAGGUAUCUACCUCUCUUAUCUGUCAAGCCUCAUUAGUAUUGCAAAGGAGAUAUUCAGCCACAUCCUCUUGUGUGAAAUUCCAGUGUUUCUUUAUUAUUGGACGUUUCAUCAUCAAAUCCCUUAACAGGGUGCUUGACUAGUAGUAACCCAUAGGGCCUGCUACGUAACAGCUAAACAACCUCUACACAAGCUCUACAGAGGAGACCGCUAGUCUUCCAAACAGAGGCUGGGUUAGAGAUAUGGUGAGAGAAUAAAGCUAUAGAGAUGAUAAGAGAGAUGGACCGAUAGUCAAUGAUUGUGUGUCUGUCAGAGCAGAGGUAGUUAGAGGCAGUAGUUUCCAGGUGUGAUAUUGGCCUGUUAUCUUCUGCUAUCUGCUCUUUACAGCCAUCCACUAAACAUGUAAAACACUGUGUGUUUAUAAAGUUCCCUCAGGCUCAGAGGGAUAACCAGGGUUACGCACAAUAUGACGCCAAUAAACUCCCAGGAGACACCGACUUCACCAUUCUGUCUUCUAUUCUCUCUGUCUCUCUUUCUCAUUUUAAUUCAAAGGGCUUUAUUGGCAUGGGAAACAUGUUUACAUUGCCAAAGCAAGUGAAAUAGAUAAUAAGCGAAAGUGUAAUAAAAAAUGAACAGUAAACAUUACACACUAUAUACAGUGUUGUAACAAUGUGCAAAUAGUUAAAGUACAAAAGGGAAACUAAUUCAACAUAAAUAUGAGUUGUAUUUACAACGGUGUUUGUUCUUCACUGGUUGCCCUUUUCUUGUGGCAACAGGUCACAAAUCUUGCUGCUAUGAUGGCACACUGUGAUAUUUCACCCAAUAGAUUUCGGAGUUUAUAAAAAUUGGAUUUGUUUUCGAAUUCUUUGUGGGUCUGUGUAAUCUGAGGGAAAUAUGUAUUUCUCUCUGUCUCUUUCUCUGUCUCUGUCUCUCGCUCUGUCUCGCGCUGUCAAUCUCAGGAAACAGUGUUUAUGGAGAAAAAAGGUUGUGUUUCAUGCAUGGUUUCCUGAAUUAUGUUGUGUAUCAGGCUAUCAAACAACCACAAGGGGUUAAAGUGGGGUCUAAACUGCCCUGAAAAUAAGAUGGCUUGUAAGGAUAGUGUAUCUAACUAUAAUUUCCCCAUCUGAAGGAUGUGCUUGGUGUCAUUGUUGGAACCCAUUCUUCAUUGAACUUGAUAGGAGAGUAAGUGACUAGUCAUUUGUAAGAGAUUUACUGAAUAUACUUCAUCUGAAGUAUUAGCAUGCAUAACCCCUGCUUAACCCUUCAAUUUCUUCUGGGAAACAUCUAUUGAUUCUCUUAUUUCCCAUGUAUUCCAAUCUCACAAAGAGAGUGACCCUAGUGACAAAUCCUCUGUGUUAUUGAUAUUAUAGAGUGGAAUGUAGGUUAUGCGGUGCUCAUUCUGAUGUGUGUGUGUUCUCCCCAGCUCCCUCUGUCCAGCAGUCACCUGGACGUGUACACGGGCCCUGGGAUGACCGGUCAAACCAUCGCCAUGACCAGCAACUCCUGCCCUGCCAACCUGGCCAUCAAACGAGAGCUGACGGGUAGGACCAAUCACAGCCGCACGCACAGCCAUGGCAACCAAUCAGAGACAAGCUUAGACACACAGCAACCACACAGCUCUCAGACAUUUACAACUUUCAGAGAAAUGGCAACCAAUCAAAGAGAACUGCAGGCCAAAAUGGUUUACUACCAAGUUUUCCCACCUGGUUUCCCAGGUCUCAAUCAGAUGCUGAGGAAAGGAAGGAAACCAGCAGUUCCAAAUCCAUGGUUACCAGGGUAUCAGAGGAGGCUGGUGGGAGGAGCUAUAGGAGGACGGGCUCAUUGUAAUGGCUGGAAUGGAAUUAAUGGAACGGUAUCAAACAUGGAAACCACGUUUCACUCCGUUCCAUUAUUCCAUUCUAGCCAUUACAAUGAGCCCGUCCUCCUACAGCACAUCCUACCAGCCUCCUCUGCAGGGUAUAUUUUUCUCAAAACUACGGGUUCAUUGAAUUUAGUUUCUGCUGCGAUGGAAUUCAAUUAAGCAAAUUAGCUCCUCAUUGACAGUUAGGGGGAAAUACUGUAUCCCAGGCAUGAACUGAAUCUCAAUUAAUUUCCUAAAUUGAGUGAGUUAAAGUGAGCCUCCACCAUGAUCUUCAAACUCUCUAUGACCCCAAACUGUAAACAGAAGUCACACUCACUAUACAUUCUUUCACACAUGCACAUCCAAAAUGCACAUUUCACAAACACACCAAAAUAAAUAUGCAUGCUUCACACUCGGCAGAGGAGAUCGCACCACAUAAAUAUCCCAGUGUGUUCAUGGCAUGACUGUUAAGAUGUUAUGGAACAGAGUUUUACACACAUUUGUACUGUAAUGUGUCAUUUCACACCCGUUUGCGCUGGCGUGUGUGUUUGUGAGGGCCAGCCUGUGAGUUGCAUCAAUCAGCUCAGGUUUCCUUUAGUAAUGUUUCACAGGACAUACCGUCUCAUAGGGAAAAGCAGAUGUAUUAGAAGUGUGGAUUAACACCUACACUCUCUCCAGACACAUGCCUCUCUGGUCCACAAGAACACGGAUCUCAUUCUAUACUUCAGUUAUUCGUUGUUUUUUUUGACAGACGAUAGUUUUUAGUGUUGAUGUGUUGGGUGGGGACAGUGUUAGUUCAUUGCUUGUUGUUUUUGUCAAGAUGCAGAAGCCCGUGCGAUGGCCAAGGAGAGACAGAAGAAAGACAACCACAACCUGAGUGAGUUUAUUCUGACCCCUCCCCCCCCUCUCUCUCUCUCUCUCUGCCUCUCUCUCUCUCUCCCUCCCUAUCUUUCUCCCUUGCAAAAACACAAUAUGAAUGAGUUUGCACUUUUUCAACAUCCCUCUCCUUUUUACUAUCUCUCUGUUUAAAGUACGCCUCUCUCUCUAUCUCUUUCUGUCUUUCUCUCAAUCACACACACACACACACACACACACACACACACACACACACACACACACACACACACACACACACACACACACACAGUGGUAAUUCAGCUGAUACAGGACAACCCACAAGGUGGAUGGUUAACCCACAGCUUUCUGCUGCUCUGGCACUAAAGUCUAAUUGCCUGUCACACUUGUUUUUUAGGGUGUAUAUGUGUAGUGUGAGUGUGUGUGUGUGUGUGUGUGUGUGAGUAGUAGUAGUUUGCGGGACACAAUAAGCUGCAGGAAUGCUACUGUCCUUUCCUCCCUCUAGUCGCCUGGCUGUCACCCAGGAUCAUUACAUUUCAAAUGUCAUAUUAUGUAUAUAUACAGUGUUGUAACAAUGUGCAAAUAGUUCAUGUACAAAUGGGAAAAUAAAUAAACAUAAAUAUGGGUGUAUUUACAAUGGUGUUUGUUCUUCACUGGUUGCCCUUUUCUUGUGGCAACAGGUCACACAUCUUUCUGCUGUGAUGGCACACUGUGGUAUUUCACCUACAGUGGGGAGAACAAGUAUUUGAUACACUGCCGAUUUUGCAGGUUUGCCUACUUACAAAGCAUGUAGAGGUCGGUAAUAUUUAUCAUAGGUACACUUCAACUGUGAAAUCCAGAAAAUCACAUUGUAUGAUUUUUAAGUAAUUAAUUUGCAUUUUAUUGCAUGACAUAAGUAUUUAAUAAAUCAGAAAAGCAGAACUUAAUAUUUGGUACAGAAAUAUUUGUUUGCAAUUACAGAGAUCAUACGUUUCCUGUAGGUCUUGACCAGGUUUUCACACACUGCAGCAGGGAUUUUGUCCCACUCCUCCAUACAGACCUUCUCCAGAUCCUUCAGGUUUCGGGGCUGUCGCUGGGCAAUACAGACUUUCAGCUCCCUCCAAAGAUGUUCUAUUGGGUUCAGGUCUGGAGACUGGCUAGGCCACUCCAGGACCUUGAGAUGCUUCUUACGGAGCCACUCCUUAGUUGCCCUGGCUGUGUGUUUCGGGUCGUUGUCAUGCUGGAAGACCCAGCCACGACCCAUCUUCAAUGCUCUUACUGAGGGAAGGAGGUUGUUGGCCAAGAUCUCGCGAUACAUGGCCCCAUCCAUCCUCCCCUCAAUACGGUGCAGUCGUCCUGUCCCCUUUGCAGAAAAGCAUCCCCAAAGAAUGAUGUUUCCACCUCCAUGCUUCACGGUUGGGAUGGUGUUCUUGGGGUUGUACUCAUCCUUCUUUUUCCUCCAAACACGGCGAGUGGAGUUUAGACCAAAAAGCUAUAUUUUUGUCUCAUCAGACCACAUGACCUUCUCCCAUUCCUCCUCUGGAUCAUCCAGAUAGUCAUUGGCAAACUUCAGACGGGCCUGGACAUGCGCUGGCUUGAGCAGGGGGACCUUGCGUGCGCUGCAGGAUUUUAAUCCAUGACGGCGUAGUGUGUUACUAAUGGUUUUCUUUGAGACUGUGGUCCCAGCUCUCUUCAGGUCAUUGACCAGGUCCUGCCGUGUAGUUCUGGCCUGAUCCCUCACCUUCCUCAUGAUCAUUGAUGCCCCACGAGGUGAGAUCUUGCAUGGAGCCCCAGACAGAGGGUGAUUGACCGUCAUCUUGAACUUCUUCCAUUUUCUAAUAAUUGCGCCAACAGUUGUUGCCUUCUCACCAAGCUGCUUGCUUAUUGUCCUAUAGCCCAUCCCAGCCUUGUGCAGGUCUACAACUUUAUCCCUGAUGUCCUUACACAGCUCUCUGGUCUUGGCCAUUGUGGAGAGGUUGGAGUCUGUUUGAUUGAGUGUGUGGACAGGUGUCUUUUAUACAGGUAAUGAGUUCAAACAGGUGCAGUUAAUACAGGUAAUGAGUGGAGAACAGGAGGGCUUCUUAAAGAAAAACUAACAGGUCUGUGAGAGCUGGAAUUCUUACUGGUUGGUAGGUGAUCAAAUACUUAUGUCAUGCAAUAAAAUGCCAACUAAUUACUUAAAAAUCAUACAAUGUGAUUUUCUGGAUUUUUGUUUUAGAUUCCGUCUCUCACAGUUGAAGUGUACCUAUGAUAAAAAUGACAGACCUCUAUAUGCUUUGUAAGUAGGAAAACCUGCAAAAUCGGCAGUGUAUCAAAUACUUGUUCUCCCCACUGUAAUAGAUAUGGGAGUUUAUCAAAAUUGGGUUCGUUUUCAAAUUCUUUGGAUCUGUGUAAUCUGAGGGAAAUAUGUAUCUCUAAUAUGGUCAUACAUUUGGCAGGAGGUUAGGAAGUGCAGCUCAGUUUCCACUUCAUUUUGUGGGCAGUGUGCAUAUAGCCUGUCUUCUCUUGAGAGCCAGGUCUGCCUACGGUGGCCUUUCUCAAUAGCAAGGCUAUGCUCACUGAGCCUGUACAUAGUCAAAGAUUUCCUUACGUUUGGGUCAGUCACAGUGGUCAAGUAUUCUGCCACUGUGUACUCUCUGUUUAGGGCCAAAUAGCAUUCUAGUUUGCGCAGUUUUUUUGUUAAUUCUUUCCAAUGUGUCAAGUAAUUCUCUUUUUGUUUUCUCAUGAUUUGGUUGGGUCUAAUUGUGUAGUUGUCCUGGGGCUCUGUGGGGUCUGUUUGUGUUUGUGAUCAGAGCCCCAGGACCAGCUUGCUUAGGGGACUCUUCUCCAAGAUCAUCUCUCUGUAGGUGAUGGCUUUGUUAUGGAAGGUUUGGGAAUCGCUUCCUUUUAAGUGGUUAUAGAAUUUAACGGCUCUUUUCUGGAUUUUGAUAAUUAGUGGGUAUCGGCCUAAUUCUGCUCUGCAUGCAUUAUUUGUCGUUUUUCGUUGUACACUGAGGAUAUUUUUGCAGAAUUCUGCAUGCAGAGUCUCAAUUUGGUGUGUGUCCCAUUUUGUGAAUUCUUGGUUGGUGAGCGGACCCCAGACCUCACUCUGUCUUUCUCUUUUUUUCUCUCUCUCUCUCUCUCUCUUGCUCUGUAUCUCUCUCGAUCUCUGUAUCGCUCUCUAUCUCUGUAUCUCUCUCUGUAUCUCGAUUUCAAUGUUUACGUUGCCAAAGCAAGUGAAAUAGAUAAUAAAUAAAAGUAAAAUAAACAACAAUGAUCGCUCUCUCUCGCUCUCUCUCUCGCUCUCUUUCUCGCUCUCUCUCUGUAUCUCUCUCUCUGCAUCUCUCCUCUCUCUCUGCAUCUCUCGCUCGCUCUCUGUAUCUCUCGCUCUCUCUCUCUCGCUCUCUGUAUCUGUCUCUCUUUCUCUCUGUGUCUCUCUCUCUUGCUCUCUGUAUCUCUCUCUCUCACACUCGCUCUCUGUAUCUCUCUCUCUGUCUGUAUCUCUCUGUAUCUCGCUGUACAUCUCUCUCUCUAUCUCUCUCUCUGUAUCUCUCUCUGUAUGUAUCUAUCUCUCUCUGUAUCUCUCUCUGUCUGUAUCUCUCUCUCUCUGUAUCUCUCUGUAUCCUCUCUAUCUUAAUCUCCUCUCUCUCUCUCUCGUCUCUCUCUCCUCUCCGUCUCUCUCUCUCUUCUCUCUCUCUCCUCUCUCUCUCCUCUCUCUCUCUCUCUCUCUCUCUCUCUCUGUAUCUGUCUGUUUAUAACCUCCAAUCUGACAAACACUCAUCUACUCAUUUACACUAUAACUCUUUAUUAUGGCUAUGCUGCACAAAGCCAGCAAUAACAGCCAGAGUAUAAAGUCACCUCAGUGUGUGCCUGCGUACGUGCAUGCAUUUGUGUUCAUGUUCUUGGGUUGUCGAAGGUGGACUGCCUCACAUGAAAUUCCGAAUGCCAUUGUUGCAACACAUUUUCCCAUGUUCUCCUCUCCUCUCAUUGUUGCCUCUUUUCCUAUGGUUUAGUUGAGAGAAGGAGGAGGUUCAACAUCAACGACCGGAUUAAAGAGCUGGGCGGUAUGAUCCCCAAAACCAAUGACCUGUAAGUCACCUCGCUUCACUGUGUGUUGUUAUUUGUUCUUCAAUGUCUAAGUGGUAUGUUGCUUUUUGUAUCCGUGUUAGCAGAAGAUGUAUACUUACGUGGGCUUCUUCUUGUUUGCCUAUGUGCAACUAAACUAUGGUCAUCAGAAACAAAUGAGAUACUUCUAAAGGUGUUCUUCUGUAAUGUUCUAUAGGGACGUGCGCUGGAAUAAGGGCACUAUUCUGAGGGCAUCAGUAGAGUACAUCAAGCGGAUGCAGAAGGACAUGCAGAGGACCAGAGAGGUGGAGAACAACUUCAAGAGGAUGGAGAUGGCCAACAAACAGCUGUGGCUGCGCAUCCAGGUAACGCACACACACAUUCAUUUGUGCAACACACACUCUGUCACACACGCAUACAGUACACACAUUAAAGAGCAUGUAUGAGCUUUAGAAUGCUGUGCCAUACAGUUCAUCAUCUCUCUCGCUUUCUCCCUGCUCUGUCUGUGUGUAGGAGUUAGAGAUGCAGGCUCGUCUGCACGGCCUCCCCAGCUCCUCUCCCUCUGGGAUGGGUUCUGGUGACCUGAUGGGUUCCUACGUCAAACAGGAAACCAGCCCUGAGGAGAAGCUCCACCAGCAGCAGGCACAGCACCAGCACCAGGCUCAGGCCCAGGGCCAGCAACACCUCCCCCACCCCCAGUCCCACCAUCUCCAGCCCCAGCAGGGCCAGCCCAUGCAGCUGCCCCCUCUCCCCCCUCACCUCCAGCCACAGCUUCCCCUCCAGUACCCAGCCGUGGGCAGUUCCCAGCCCUUUGACUUUGCCCAGUCGCUGGACUUGUGUGACGGGGUGCCUGGCUUCCCGGAGGGCCUGUCGGGGCUAGGGGAGCUGGGCGGCCUGGGUACCCAGGGAAGGAGAGGCGAGCUGGGCUUCUUGAUGAUGGACGAGCCCCUGUCUCCUCUGGGUGGAGACCCCCUGCUCUCUGCCAUGUCCCCUGAGGCCUCGGUCGACUCCAGCCGCAGAUCCAGCUUCAGCAUAGAGGAUGCAGAUAUACUGUAGAAGGAGUAUACACACACACACAUACACACUGUAGAACCACACACAUAGUAUACACACACACAUAUGGUACACAAAGUACACACACUGGACAUACACCCAGAGCAGUGAUAUACCGUGAUAUGCUUAUGCUCUGUUCAACAACCCUGCCAGCAUACAUUUGCACUCCAAACUCCCUCACACACACACAGAUACUGUACUCACACUUACACACACACACUCGACAUUCUCAUAGAUGCACACCCUUUCUUAGCACUCGCAUAGAUACACAUUCAACAGCAAUAUGAGAAAUGAAAUCCACGUUUCGGAUUGAAAUAAUUGUGUCCUACCACUGUAAAUAUCAGAGCACCUCUGAAUGAUAAACAAUCUAUUACACACACACACACACACACACACACAGCACAGACAGCUUCUAGUUCACUCUAACACAGAAGGGCCCCUGUUAUUUGAAGGGAAAUAUGUGAGGCACUGACAAAGGUUUGAGACACAGUGUGACACACAGUCCUAGACCCCUUACUUUGUAAAACACACUGCCAUGACCUUUAGUCUGCAAGCUACUGCCAUCUCCUGUGUGACCUAUGACCUUUAGCCUUUAGGGUACUGCCAAGUCUACUCCAUGACCUCUGGCCCCAGUGUGAACUCUGAACGUUGAGGAGAGAUGGUUUGGCCCUGAUUGUGAGGUGUUGUAGCGAUGCAGGGGGUUCUGUAGCAACUUAGGGUGAAAUGUAGCUCCACAGGGUUAUAAGUAGUGCCACUAUGUAGCAACUCAGGAUCUUCUGUAGCCCUGACCCAAACCUGCCAAUGUGCCUUGUGUUAGCCACCUGAAGCCCCACUCUCUCUGGCUGAGAUGGAGAUGGAGAGUGUGGAGUGGGGAGAGGGAAGGAGAGGGUUGUGUUUUAGUAUGUUGUACUGUAUGGUUAGGAGAGGGAGGAGCAGUCA